Molecule: messenger RNA, 4613 nt
Organism: Condylura cristata (star-nosed mole)
Lineage: Eukaryota; Metazoa; Chordata; Mammalia; Eulipotyphla; Talpidae
Gene: AMMECR1L
Product: AMMECR1-like
Exons: 8
Coding region: 278-1210 (310 amino acids)
Source: RefSeq, a predicted model, not a curated record
GCGUCCGGCCCGCCCGCCGGUCCGCUUCUCUCGGGAGCCCCCACCUCGGCGCAUGGCUCCAUGAAGCAGGAGGUGAAGGCAGAGCGCGAGAGGUCCCGUCCGCCCCGGCUGCGUCUGGGCCAGGAGAAAAGGUACAGGAAGAAGGAAUGGAAUCAGAAGGAAGAAAAUUCAUUUCAGAAACAAAGUAACACUCUUCUGUUAUAGCUAUUCCCCUGGCAAUACAAACUUUUCUGCUUUCAGGUUCUGCAGCAUUCCAGACCUCAAGCACUGAAUCAGGAUGGGAAAAAGACGUUGUGUUCCUCCACUCGAGCCCAAGUUGGCAGCAGGCUGUUGUGGGGUUAAGAAGCCCAAGUUAUCUGGAAGUGGAACGCAUAGUCACGGGAACCAGUCCACAACUGUCCCCAGCUCUAGUUCAGGACCGCUUCAAAACCACCAGCAUGUGGAUGGCAGCAGUGGGCGGGAGAAUGUGUCGGACUUAACUCUGGGACCUGGAAACUCUCCCAUUACACGAAUGAAUCCCGCAUCGGGAGCGCUGAGCCCUCUCCCCCGGCCCAAUGGAACUGCCAACACCACCAAGAAUCUGGUGGUGACUGCAGAGAUGUGCUGCUAUUGCUUUGACGUCCUCUACUGUCACCUCUAUGGCUUCCCACAGCCACGACUUCCUAGAUUCACCAAUGACCCCUAUCCACUCUUUGUGACAUGGAAGACAGGGCGGGACAAGCGGCUUCGUGGCUGCAUUGGGACCUUCUCAGCCAUGAAUCUUCAUUCAGGACUCAGGGAAUACACGUUAACCAGUGCUCUUAAGGACAGCCGAUUUCCCCCCCUGACCCGAGAGGAGCUGCCUAAACUUUUCUGCUCUGUCUCCCUCCUUACUAACUUUGAGGAUGCCAGUGAUUACCUGGACUGGGAGGUAGGGGUCCAUGGGAUUCGAAUUGAAUUCAUCAAUGAAAAAGGCGUCAAACGUACAGCCACAUACCUACCUGAGGUUGCUAAGGAACAAGACUGGGAUCAGAUCCAAACUAUAGACUCCUUGCUCAGGAAAGGUGGCUUUAAGGCUCCCAUUACCAGUGAAUUCAGAAAAACCAUCAAACUCACCAGGUAUCGAAGUGAGAAGGUGACAAUCAGUUAUGCAGAAUAUAUUGCUUCUCGACAGCACUGUUUCCAGAAUGGCACUCUUCAUGCCCCGCCCCUCUACAAUCAUUACUCCUGACACACGGCUGCAUGACCAGUCCCACCCCCCUGUGGCCACCAAUGGCUAUGACAUCAUUGGAGCAGAUGCCUCCUCUUCCUGGUCCAGUUACUUCUAUUACUGCACCAUUUUAUGAUGCUAGCUUCCGUUGCCAAGUCUGCCCCCAGCUGACUGAGGGAGGGGCGGGGUUAUGUUGAAUGAAACAGAACUUGAGGGGCCCAAGCCUUAUCUCAGCCUUUCCUCAAUAUGGGGUUCCGUUGGAUUGGGGCUCCUCCAUGACUAGUAAGAAUUACCUUACGGGUUCAGAAGACCCUUGGCAUGCAGGUACCACUGGUGAUUUGCUUGCUGCCUGUGUGUUGGCCUCACAAUGGAAGCUGGAAUUGAUGAUCCAUGAAGGCUUACCCCACACACGUCCCUCCAGCCUCCCCAGAUCAAGUAGGUGUAUUCCCUUGGCAGUCUGGGCAACGGAGACCAACGAGAAACAUUUUUAGGUUGUUCUAAAUUCCUUUUUUUUAAACUUCCAGUUUAUUGUGUACCAACCAAGAGUUGAUCACAACCUCCAUGCUUCUUAAGUGGACGCCAUAUAGGGUUGAGCGUGGGCACCAAGAGUCCUUUGAGGCUCCUGGAUAGAGACCCACAUCAAGAUCGGAAGCCCUUUGGAUGGCGUUGCAGAUCUCAUUGUUCAAUUAACCUGGAAGGUUUUAAUUCUCAUCCCACUAUAAGUUGGAUUUUCUGGCACUCUUCCUGCAUUGAGUCUCCUGGUAUUGAACAGAGCUCUGUGGUGUAGCCUGCUGAGGAAUGGACUGGGAUGCCCAUGGGAGGUCCUGAUGUCAUCGCAGCAUGCAGUGUGAAAGGAGAGACCUCUUCCUUACCACCUGGCUACCUCACCCUCUACUGGUAGCAGUGCCUAUAACUGGAUCUAGGUUCUCAGAAGGCAUAGAUGUUAAAACAAGCACUUGGGUUGGGCUUUAGAAGGACAUGGCAUAGGAGAAAAUCCAGGGUCUCCAAGCUGUUUCUCUUUUCAGACAAAUAUUCUGAGGGACCUUUAAGCAGAGAAGUUCCUAUUUCUAAUUUGUCUGUAGAAAUGGGAAGACUGUUGAUGUCUCAGUCCUUUAUAGGACUUUAGAACAAAGCUCUGUAAUUAAAUAAGGUGAACCUUUAUCUUGCCUAACUUGCUGGGAAUCUUCACCCCACUAGGGCAAAGUCCCACAUAGCUCAUUUUAUUCUAGGUCAUUCAGACUUUUCAUGUGGCAUAGUUCCCUAUUCCAUUGUUGCUGAUUCCAAAUAGCUGUCAGCAAGUUUCUCCUCCCUCUUGCCUAUUCUUCAUUCAUUUGGUUGUAAAAGUUCAUAGAAGUUGAGAACUUGGAAGAAACUUUGCAAACAGGUGUCACAGGCACUGCCAAAAUGAUUCACAGGAAGACGUGGCCAGUUGGAAGAAAGGACCCUGAGGGUGAUACACUGGUUUUCAGCCACAUACUUAGAAAACUCUUGAAGUGAUUGGGUGUCGACUCGGUGAACACAGUGUUUUAAUUUAUUUUGAAGUUUAUGUGGAGAUGGUGUGGCAGCAGAUCUUGAGUUAUUGUCUGCCCAGUAUUGGGAAAAGGGGGCAUGGUCUAAGAAAUGACGCGCAUGCUAGGCACUGCUAUCUCAUUUCUUAAAAGAAUGAGCAGGUUUGUUUGGCAGCAACCAUCCUGUACUAUUCACAAGGAUAUUUGGGGUGUGCAGGUGAAAUGGGCUGACAUCAGGAUGCCCAGCCUAGGCCACAUCACCCCAUCUUAACUGUUGUGCUGUGCUCUCGCAUUUCCCUUGCAAUAUUAGUGGGGGUGGGGGGAAGCUUUUGAAGGUGGAGGGAUUGUUUCAUAUCCUGCUGCUGAGAAUAAUAAAUGUCUUGUACAAACAAAUGUGAUGACAGUUACUCUUAGGUGCCAUGGAUUGAUGUCAGGGUGGUCAGCUCUGGACAAAACCACCCACCUCAAAUUUGUACAACAGUAUUGGUACAUAGGGCUACACUCAUUACUGUUCAAGUGUUCUAUGUUAAAAGUUGUGUUUUAAUUUCUAAAGAUUUUAAAAAAAGCAAAAAAAAUGGUGCUAAACUUUCACCCCUGAGCACGCUCAGUGAGACUGGCCACGCAAGCAUUUACAGUGCCAUGCUCUUCAAGCCUAUUUUUUGCCCUAUUUGUCUUCUCCAGUGUAUAGUACGUUUUGUUUUGUUUUGUUUUUUUCCGAGGGUGGGGCAGGAUAAACUGCCAUUUAAAAACAUGAACAGAAAAAUUUUAAACCCACAAAAUGGGGAGAAAAAUCAGUGCACAAGAAUCAGGCUGGUUAAGGCCAGCACCACACUGAAGUGGGCUCAGUGGUUUUGGAGUGAAGAAGCCUUACUCCCUGCACAUUCCCUCAUGCUCCCAUGUAAGUCCAGCAAUGGAGAUACUCGAGUUCCUCCUCUUGUCAAGGGUACUCGGGAGUUGACCAAGGAAAACUGGCCCUAUAAGGAAUGGCAUUGUCAUUGUGCUGAAAGGGGCCGAGUCAGGAAGCAGCCUGGAAGUGUACAGUCAUGGUCACCUCAUGAUGUGUGGCAGGUGGCUCUCAGGAAAAAUACUAAGUCUGGAUCAUCCAUGUGGCAGCUUUGCAUGGGGAAAUGACGGCUCCGAACUGGGUCCUAACUGCCUUCCAUGUGCUCCACCGAGGCAGUGAUGAGGGUGGCCGGUACAUGUGAGUGGUAGUUUUAAAGAGAAGGGAAUGUUUUCUGCUUUGUUCUUGGGCUGCUCAAGCUGAACAGUAGGUAGCCACUGUUUUGAAAGGAACCAGCCCAACUUGACUGGUGUGAAUCGGAGUUCGUUUCAUCCCUAGCUGUGAGUGCCUUUUGGUCUGGAAAGUUAGCUUGUCUCAAUACCCACAGCUAGGACAUUCUCUCCGUAAUUAUGAAUUGUCCUUGUUUUACAUUAAAAGAGAAUGUCUUUGAUCACUAGAGUUUGUUGGUGUUGGAUUGUUUCCACUGUGAGGUUAAACUUUUUCGCUUCAUAAUAUUAAAGCAAUUCACGUUUAGAGACCCUUUCAACACGAAAGGUUUGUAGUUGAGAUGUUAUAUAUAUUUUAUUGUUUAUAUUAAUCAUCUAUACAAAAGUCCUGGGUGUUAAUUUUAAUAUUUGCACAAGAUCUGUUUCCAUGGUAUGUUAACACCUACGAUUUCACUAACUGUUGAUGUUAUUUUCUAUUGAGAUUCCAGAGCCUAGGGAGCUAUAUGUUUUUUGUUUUUCAUAUUUUUUUUUUUCUGAAGCAAGAGACUUUGUAUGGCCUUCAGUGCAAAGACUUCAGACCAAUUCUUUGUAUUACACUUCGUUGCCUCUUGGCUAUAUAACUUCUGAGUGCAAAUCAUUGAACUCUUUAACAAAGUAUUGUAGAGAAUAAAUCAUAAUGGGUAAAAGUU